AUGGCAAUGCAUCUGGCCAGUAUGGUACACGGUAACGUGAGGGAGCGUGACGCUUUCCAACACGCACAACACUCGCCCUACUAUCCAGCACCGCCGCCUCGGGCAUAUCCUGGCGUCAAUGUGAAUGUGGCUCCCCAGUCCUAUCCUGCACCAGCACAGCAGGCCGAGUACCACCAGUAUCAGCGCCAACGGCCGCAAUCACCGCCUUCGCCGCCUGCAGAGGAGCAAAAGCCCUCGCUGCCAUCCAUUUCACACCUGCUCGAGUUUGCCGGGAGUGAAAAAGCUGCAGCGGAAACAGUUGCUCAAAGUCCUCAGUCACAGCAGCGCCAGUCGUCAUCGCCACAACCAAGGCAGGCACAACAUAGAGGGGCAGCCAGCAUGCAGCAACCACCACCACCAUCACAAAUGCAGUCGAGCCGCCCAGAGCAAUGUAGCACCUAUGCAUCUGUUCCCUCAGGCUCCAACCCCAGGAUGACACUCCCUCCCACGCCGCCAAUGCACCCAGACGUAGCGCAUGAUGGCAACCAGUCCCCCUCGGCCGCUUCGAAUCACUCUGCUGCUUCGGUACCCUACUUCGUCGGCUCAUCGCUCAACAACAUGGAGCCGCACCACCAGCGGCAAUCUAUCUCGUCCAUGCCCUCGGUAAAGCGAGACUCGAUACCCUCCCACAAUGUGUCUCCGUACAGUGCUGCUUCAGUCUAUGGCCAAUCGCCUUAUGCAUCUUCACCCGGCGCUGCGUCAGCGACGUCAUAUUACUCGCCAGAGCAGCACUCGUACAACGCCGCAAACAUGUACGCCCAGCGACCCCUGCCAUCAAACUUCCAGCCGCAAGCCAUGCCACUGCCCGUUCCAGUACCGAGCCCGGCGGCGAACAGCUCGAACCCAUGGCAACAUCACCACUACAUCAGUACCGCCAGCCAGUCCCAGUUUCCACAAUCGCAGGAUCGCUACAUCUGCUCGACAUGCAACAAGGCCUUCUCGCGGCCGAGCAGCCUACGCAUCCACAGUCACAGUCAUACUGGCGAGAAGCCCUACAAGUGCCCACAGGCAGGGUGUGGCAAGGCCUUUAGCGUACGAAGCAACAUGAAACGACACGAGCGAGGCUGCCAUGCAGCAACGAGCACCACCCUUACGACCUGA
Messenger RNA from Cucurbitaria berberidis CBS 394.84, 1140 nucleotides. RefSeq lists its product as uncharacterized. The coding region runs from base 1 to 1140 and encodes 379 amino acids. Gene Ontology annotation, molecular function: RNA polymerase II cis-regulatory region sequence-specific DNA binding; DNA-binding transcription factor activity, RNA polymerase II-specific. The transcript has 2 exons. Gene Ontology annotation, biological process: regulation of transcription by RNA polymerase II. The record is from RefSeq and is a predicted model, not a curated record. Gene Ontology annotation, cellular component: nucleus. NCBI's taxonomy places the organism in Eukaryota, Fungi, Ascomycota, Dothideomycetes, Pleosporales, Cucurbitariaceae.